Molecule: messenger RNA, 1309 nt
Organism: Drosophila takahashii
Lineage: Eukaryota; Metazoa; Arthropoda; Insecta; Diptera; Drosophilidae
Gene: Akh
Product: Adipokinetic hormone
Cellular component (GO): extracellular region
Molecular function (GO): hormone activity
Source: RefSeq, a predicted model, not a curated record
UAACAAUGCCACAUGCAAACAGCAACACGAAACAUAGUUAGAUAUAUACAAGAACAGAUUCACACGAAUAACAUAUAUAAUAUAUAUAUUUCUACAUAUAUUUUUGUAAUAUUAUUUGUUGAUCGACGACAACAAUUAAGGACGAAUGUUUUCUAUAUAAUUAUUACCAAUCGUGGCUAAACGCUGGCCAUUUGUUUUUAUAAUGCAAUAACUAAAACCCAGAACGUUUGUUUCGAUUAAGCCAAAACGUAAUAAUGUGUUAUUGUAAUUUGUAUUGUUAUUUACUACUAAUAUAUAUACGUAUACAUAUAUGUAAACUGCUUACAAUCCGAUUUUGUUGUAACAAAAAAUUGAGUGCCUCGUUCUCGUUCUCGCGCGUAGAAAGCUAAAACAUCAAAUUCUGUAUUUCACACAAAACUCACACACACUACAUUUUUGUACUAUAUAUCCGCCAGGCUGCCAGGCGCACAAAAACUCACUUAACAUAAUAUUUUUGUACAUGUCCCCAGCCGGAUUUCUAUAUGGUUUAUUGUUCGCCAAAAUGUAUUUGCAACCAGUUGCUUAAGCCGCAAUCUCGUUUAACUCUUAUACACACACUGCUUAAUUUAACGAAACUUAUUUAAUGGUAUAUAAAUAAAUAUAUAAUUAUAUUUAAUAUUAAACGUAUGCGCAAUUCUAAUAAACACAUGGAGAAUCACAAACGCUUCCACAUAGAAGAAUGUUUUAAUGACGUCUGGCGAUUGGAAUUGAAGGAGCAAAAAACCAAUUAUAGCUGAAAUCCUUGCAAGUGCUGGGGUUAAUUAAUUGCUGGCUACUUUGGGGUCCAGAAUGCCAGUAUAAAAGCAGGGUAAAAUCGGGAUAAAGCAGCAUAGAACUCAAAAUGAAUCCCAAGAGCGAAGUCCUCAUUGCCGCAGUGCUUUUCCUGCUCCUGGCCUGCGUCCAGUGUCAGCUAACUUUCUCGCCGGAUUGGGGCAAGCGUUCGGUGGGCGGAGCUGGUCCUGGAUCCUUUUUCGAGUCCCAGCAAGGCAACUGCAAGACCUCCAACGAAAUGCUGCUCGAGAUCUUCCGUUUUGUGCAAUCCCAGGCUCAACUAUUCCUGGACUGCAAGCACCGCGAGUAGGUGGCCUGAUCCUUGCCAGAUCCUGGACUUUUGGAUCUCGGACGAUGUCUAGCACGCACACACAUAAUUUAUUUAUAUACAAAAUACCCUUAUAAACAGCACGUUAUCAAGGUAGUCGUAGUCGGCAUUUAGAUUUAAUGGAACUUUACUUUCCCAAACCAAACAAUAAAUAAGCGCAUCCAAAAUGUA